UACUAUUUUUUAUUUUUUAAACUUCUCCCUUCCCUCUCCCUUUUUUUCUCCCCUUCUCCCCCUUCCUCUACUCUCCCACCCGCUCUGUCCCUUUGCCUCGCCCUUCUCCAUUUUUCCGCCUCUCUCCCACUCCUAGCGCGGCGCGUUGAUGAGCUGCGGCCCCCGGCAGCCCCAGGACUCCCUCCGGCUCUGUGCUCUCUCCGCACCCGCGCAGGGCCGCCCCUCACCGCGCGAUGCGCCGCGGAGCCGCGCUCUGAAACGGCGCCUGUUUCUCCCGUUUUCCCUUUUCCUCCUUCUUCUCUCCUUUUUCUAAAGGAGAGCGGCACUCUCGGGUUUUUCUCUCCCCCCCCCUCCCCUUCCCCCUCCCCCCCACACACUUUUUUUUUUCCUUUUCACCUCGCGCAGCGCGGGCAACCCUUGUGCUGCUCACUCCCCUCUCCCCCACCCAAGUAAAGCGCUGUGAAACUGCGCCGCUUUCUACCAUUUUUUUCCCCUCUUUUUCCCCUCCAUUUUUUAGUAAAGGAGAGCGGCAUCCCCGAACUCUCCUCUUACUUCCCCGCUUUUUUUCCACUUCACCUCGCAGCGCGGUCACCCCUUGCGCUGCCCACCCCCAAGCAAAGUGCUGUAAAACUGCGCUGAUUUCUGUCACUUUUUUUUUUCUCCCCAUUUUUAUCUUUUCGUGUUUUUAAAGGCGAGCAGCACCCUCCCGCCGACCUCUUUCCCCCCCGCUUUUUUUUCUUUUCACCUCGCGCAGCGCGAGUAGUCCUCACGCUGCGCACCCCCCCCCGCUAUCAAAGCGCGGAGCCUGGCGCAUGCCCCAGCCCGGCCGGGCGUCCCCCCCUCUCGCCGCUGCCCCCCGCCUCGCCCCGGCUGCCGGCCCCUUCAUGCUCGGCGCACGCCAUGCCCGUGCCGUAGCCGGGGGCCCCUCCUCACGUCCCGCAUGUUCAGGACCAAACGCUCGCUCCUCGUCCGACGGCUCUGGCGGAGCCGCGCACCCGGCGGUGGAGAGGAGGAGACGGGCGACGGCGGACCGCCGGCCGAGCCUCGGCCGCACUCAUGCGGCGGGGGGGGCCGGGGGUGCUGCCCGGCCAAAUCCCCCCGCGGGGGCGGCCGGGGGGCGGCGGAGGGCGAGCUGAAGGCGCUUACCCACGCCGUGCUGAAGCGCUGCAAGGAGCGGCAGCUGGAAGGGCUGCUGCGCGCCGUCGAGUCCCGCGGGGCGGCCCGCACCCCGUGCGUGCUGCUGCCGGCGCGCGGAGAGGCGCGGUUGGGCGCGCAGCGGGACGCGCUGCCCGUGCUGCUGUGCCGGGUGUUCCGCUGGCCCGAGCUGCGGCACGGCGCGCCCCUCAAGAGGCUCCGCGGCUGCUGCCAGGCCGACGGCGCGGCGCCCACCGAGCUCGUCUGCUGCAACCCGCACCAUCUCAGCCGUCUCUGCGAGCUCGAGUCUCCUCCUCCGCCCUACUCCAGAUAUCCCAUGGAUUUCCUCAAGCCGACGACGGCUGGUUGUCCAGACUCUGUGCCUUCCUCCACUGAAACAGGGGGAACUAAUUCUCUAGCCCCUGGGGGGCUCUCAGAUUCCCAAGUUCUUCAGGAGUCAGGGGAUAACUCACACUGGUGCGUGGUGGCAUACUGGGAAGAGAAGACACGCGUGGGUCGGCUGUAUUCUGUCCAAGAGCCCUCCCUGGAUAUCUUCUAUGAUCUACCUCAGGGGAAUGGCUUCUGCCUUGGGCAGCUCAACUCGGACAACAGAAGCCAGCUGGUGCAGAAGGUGCGCAGCAAGAUCGGGUACGGCAUCCAGCUCACCAAGGAGGUGGACGGCGUGUGGGUCUACAACCGCAGCAGCUACCCCAUCUUCAUCAAGUCGGCCACACUGGACAACCCCGACUCCAGGACGUUGCUGGUGCACAAAGUGUUCCCGGGUUUUUCCAUCAAGGCUUUCGAUUACGAGAAGGCAUACAGCCUGCAGAGGCCGAACGACCACGAGUUCACGCAGCAGCCAUGGACUGGAUUUACCGUGCAGAUCAGCUUUGUGAAGGGCUGGGGCCAGUGCUACACCAGACAGUUCAUCAGCAGUUGCCCGUGCUGGUUAGAGGUUAUUUUUAAUAACCGAUGACACGAGACGGAGCAGACUCAUGACACUUAUACUACUUUGCUGCUAUUACUUCCUUCUGAGUGCUUGCUUUUCAUGCAACCUUUUUGUUUUUGUUUCGUUUUGUUUGUUGUUUUUUUUUUUUUUUCUUUUUCCCAUUCUGAGAAAUAGUUUAUGAGAAGAUUUUCGCCUGGGUAUUUUGAUAAAUAGAUCUAUUUUUUGAAAGUGUGAACGACCAAUAACUGAAGAGGAGGGAGCGCAGGGCAGGGAGAGAUCACAUACGAUUAUCAUUUCCCACUUCCCAAAGGAUUAUCCUAUGUGAUGGAUGGGUUUGGGAGCCACUUGCUCUUGUGUAGCGUGAUGGGAUCCCUGCAUUUUUCACGCCCACCAGUACCAAUGUUGGUGGCACCCAACCAAUACCCCUCCCUAGCAGUGCUAACCCAACGUAGCCCCACCUGUGGUGCACAAACUUUCCACCAGGUCUUACUCCACCUGUGUUGUUUUUGCUAUUGAAUUUUGUCGUUGGGUCGUCGUCGUCGUUGGGUUCACGUCUCGCCCCCGUGCCCAUCCUUUCCAUCCGCCCAUCUUUCCGCAGCGUUUUCAAUCAUCAUGGAUUGAUACAAGAGGAGAAAACGACGGUGAAGAAACUGUGCGUGGCACGUGCUUUGCAGUUGGAGCUGAGAUGUGACAUAAGCCUAGGAAAAAAAAAAAAAAAAAAAACACCAAAAAAAAAACCAAAAAAAA
Phasianus colchicus (ring-necked pheasant) is the source of this 2830-nucleotide messenger RNA. It is a transcript of the gene SMAD7, whose product is annotated as SMAD family member 7. Gene Ontology annotation, molecular function: I-SMAD binding; transcription regulator inhibitor activity. Gene Ontology annotation, cellular component: heteromeric SMAD protein complex. Gene Ontology annotation, biological process: cell differentiation; anatomical structure morphogenesis; SMAD protein signal transduction. Lineage: Eukaryota; Metazoa; Chordata; Aves; Galliformes; Phasianidae. The record is from RefSeq and is a predicted model, not a curated record.